CGGACGGAUCGCUUGUGCUCUGUGGAAGUGGCACUCUCUCGGUCCUCGUGGCACUCUGAGGCACUGAUGUCACGUGGUAUCUUGACACGGUACUAGGUUAUAUAACGCUGCUGCAGGAGAUAUGGCGACCGUGAAGUGGCGUGAGCUGUGGUGCCAGUGCCAAGGGAACGCGAGCGCCGUGCCACACCAAGUCCUCAUCUCGCAACAGAUGACCCGCCUGCACCUCGAGGCACAAAAGCACGUGCUGUGGUACGUGGGCGCCGUGCUGAUCAUGUACAUCCUUGGCCUCGUCCUGAUCAUCAGCAAAUCGGGUCGAUCCGAGAGACAGACGGCGACUUCCGCUCUCCUCUUCUGCUGCUCGAGCCUGGCGUCGCUGGUGGCUCGCCGUGGACCCCGAAGGGAGCGGGGGGCGAGGGCGGUGCCGGAGACGAGCGAGGACGAGGACGAGGGAUACCAGACGCCCUUUUCAAGCAAGCCGUCGCCGCGUCAGCCGCUCAUGGCCGUGCAGGAGAGAGACGAAGGGUCCUGCGCAGCCACCUAUGUGUAGCACAAUCUUCGUUUUUUUAUCAUUUACAUACUCUUUUUUUUUCUAUUUAUCUUUAUAUAUACUUCUUACCUUCUUUUUCAAAGGGAUGUACAAUAUGAUAUGUUCCUUCAGGUGUAUUCCACAUGGAAUAUUUCUGUUUCUUUUCCCUUUCGAAUUUCGUAUUCUCUGCUCUUAAUGUGUAUGUCUGCGAGCGUUUACAUAAAUACAUACAUAUCGAUGGAUAAAUAAAAACAGCUAUCAACACAUGUGCA
Penaeus chinensis is the source of this 798-nucleotide messenger RNA. RefSeq lists its product as uncharacterized. The record is from RefSeq and is a predicted model, not a curated record. The transcript has 2 exons. The coding region runs from base 122 to 547 and encodes 141 amino acids. Lineage: Eukaryota; Metazoa; Arthropoda; Malacostraca; Decapoda; Penaeidae.